GCACCUGCAUUCCACAGCCCGACAGUUUCCUGAGCAGAGCGGAUUUUCAGACAGGAUUAGAUGAAAAAAAUAAGUAAUGUGCGUGAAGAAGAGGAUGUGACAACUGCCGAGUGUGUGUCUACUGCCUAGGGGAGGCCCUGGCACUUGCACCUGUCCCUCUCCGUCUCCGCGGCCAGGCGCAGUUGUCGAACUGGGAGAGCUCAGAGAGCAGAGCGACGCACUGUAUACUUGUAAGGCAGAGCAGAGAGGAGAGCGCGGAUCCUCAGCCUGUACACGGAGGGACACAGAGCCAGGGCAACAUGACUUCAUCCUACAAUCUGGAUUUCCUGCCCGAUAUGAUGGUGGAGAGCCGCUUGCUGGUUCCGGGCGAUAGAAUUAACGGCACGGCCGGGAAGAUGAACGGUGCGUUGGAGCAUUCGGACCAGCCCGACCCAGACGCCAUCAAGAUGUUCGUGGGCCAGAUCCCUCGCUCCUGGUCAGAGAAGGAGCUGAAGGAGCUGUUUGAGCCCUAUGGCGCCGUCUAUCAGAUCAACAUCCUCCGAGACCGCAGCCAGAACCCUCCACAGAGCAAAGGGUGCUGUUUUGUCACGUUUUACACACGGAAAGCUGCCCUUGAAGCCCAGAACGCACUGCAUAACAUAAAGACCUUAACAGGGAUGCACCAUCCCAUUCAGAUGAAGCCUGCAGACAGUGAGAAAUCAAACGCGGUGGAGGACAGGAAGCUGUUCAUCGGCAUGGUGUCGAAGAAGUGCAAUGAGAACGACAUCCGAGUCAUGUUCUCUGCGUUCGGACAGAUCGAGGAGUGCCGGAUCCUGCGAGGGCCCGACGGACUCAGCAGAGGCCUCAGCCAGCGGGAAGCCAACGUUAAGGGAUGUGCGUUUGUCACCUUUUCUACCAGGGCUAUGGCACAGAAUGCAAUCAAAGCCAUGCACCAGUCUCAGACUAUGGAGGGCUGCUCGUCUCCCAUCGUGGUGAAGUUUGCCGACACGCAGAAGGACAAGGAGCAGCGACGCCUGCAGCAGCAGCUGGCUCAGCAGAUGCAGCAGCUCAACAACGCCACCACCUGGGGGAGUCUGACAGGGCUGGGCGGCCUCACCCCGCAGUAUCUGGCUGUAAGAGGACACGCCGCGUCGCCCACCCCUUACUGCAGCCCCGCAGCCAACGCAUCCGUCGCCGCCGCAUUGCUCCAGCAGGCCACCUCCUCCAGUAACCUUGGAGCCUUCAGUGGGAUCCAACAGAUGGCAGGUAUGAGUGCUCUGCAGUUGCAGAACCUGGCCACUUUAGCAGCGGCAGCAGCGGCGGCCCAAAACUCAGCCGGCCCCAACGCAAACCCCCUGUCCUCCAACGCGGCCUCCCUCGGAGCGCUGGCCAGCCCAGCGGGCCCCACAGCCAACUCCUCGGGCAUGAACUCUCUGACCUCUCUGGGCACUCUACAGGGCCUGGCUGGCGCCACCAUGGGUCUGAACAACAUUAAUGCACUAGCAGGUAGCGUCAACAUUGCACAAAUGCUCUCAGGUAUGGCGGCCCUGAACGGAGGCCUGGGCGGCGCGGGGCUGACCAACGGCACGGCGGGCACCAUGGACGCGCUCACACAGGCCUACUCAGGGAUCCAGCAGUAUGCAGCCACAGCCCUGCCCACCCUCUACAGCCAGUCCCUGCUGCAGCAGCAAGGUGCCGCCGGCAGCCAGAAAGAGGGGCCUGAAGGUGCCAACCUGUUCAUCUACCACCUGCCCCAGGAGUUUGGGGACCAGGACAUCCUGCAGAUGUUCAUGCCUUUUGGAAACGUGGUCUCUGCCAAAGUCUUCAUUGACAAACAGACAAACCUGAGCAAGUGCUUCGGCUUCGUCAGCUAUGACAAUCCCGUGUCGGCGCAGGCAGCCAUCCAGGCCAUGAAUGGCUUCCAGAUCGGCAUGAAGAGGCUGAAGGUGCAGCUCAAGCGCUCCAAGAACGACAGCAAACCAUACUGAUCUUAGCACUAGGGCCUAUCUGCUCCCAUGUUACCACUGCUAGGAACCCAUCUCCAUGCCUGUUAGCUCAUCGUUUGCCUAGCAUGUCUCUGUGGCCUGGCGUCCAAAAACAAAAUUAUACAAAAAAAGUCUCAUCGUCCCGUCAUUGUUUUCUGAUGUCUUUUCUGAGCUCACCUGAUCAUAACCUGGUCUCCGCCUACUGACCUUUUGAACUUAGCUUGACCUUUUUUGGACUUUUUUUGCAUGUGACCUCAUGUUCUAUUUUGGGGAGGUGGGGUGGAUGGGGUACAUUGUGGAUGAAGGAGGGCGGGAGGGAGGAGGGGGGGGGGGGGGGGGGGGCGAAUCAAUGUGAAGAAGUAUAGCAUCAUUCAUACAAAAAGACUGAACUCUUACAGACAAAAACAAAACGUUUCUUUUUAAAAACAGAAAAACCCCGUGGCAAAAUGAUUUCCCUUAGAUUCAUUUAGUUAUGUUUAGUUUCCUUCUUUUAUGUUGGGUUUCAUUUUUUGCUCCUUUUUUCAGUUAAAGUAAACUUGAAAGUUCAGCACAGGGAUUGGCAUGCUGUCUUGUUUCUGGCUCCACUGGCAAUAUGAGGCCAGAAGCAGACACUGUCGGUGUCCAUGAAAAAUAGACUACUUCCAAACAGUUCUGAAUAAAAACUGUCUGAUCAAUAUUAGACUCUCUCAGAGCUCUGUAAUUGUUUUUACAUUUUUCAGGCAGUGUAAAGUUUUUUGAUAAGGCCAUUUUAAGUGGCUCUGUUUCUCAUUAAAGUAUAUAUAGAACCACUUUUUUCUAGAGUAGUUUAAGGUAUUACAAAAAUGUCAACAAAAAAAGACUUGCCCUGUUUGGGGGGAGAAAUGCUACCUACGUGUCACCUUUUGCUGAACUGACUCACAGAUAGACAAUCCGUGGUUUAAAUGCACAUGAUAAAGAAAUGACCUAUAUUUUCUACUGUUUAAAUUAUAGAGCGAAAAAAAAAGAGGAAAUGACCUGUAACCCGCGUUAACGUUGGUGCUUCUUGUGAGUUUAGUUUUGGUUUCAUUACAAGUCUAACGGUCUUAAGUGUCUCAUGUUUUUAAAGAGAAGACAAAAAAAAAAAAUCUGUUUACUUGAACAAUAGACAAAGCCUUUCAUAUGAAUACUAUUAUAAUUGUUUUGUCUUUUUUAUUUUAAGCAGUCCCGAUUUGCUAAAUUUCUUGUUGGGUAAAUUAGCUAUAUAAAAUUCCUAAAAAAAAAAUAUAUAUGAAUAUAUAAAUAUAUAUAUAUAUAACAUGUCGGCUUGUGAAGCAUCAAUGUUAAUAUGAUUUUAUUUCUAUCGUGGGAAACAAUAUUUAGAUGUGUUUUGUUGUUCAUUAUAAUGUAAUUUUCUUUUCUUAUAAAGAAAAAAAAGACAAGAUCGGUGGAGUUUAGUGCCAAAACUUGAAGGUACAUUCUGUCUAUAGCGCGUCAGUGUAUUUCUGGUCAAAUUAUUUGAUAACAUGGGUAUUUUAUUAAGUGUUUUGUAUGGAUCCCUCAUAUGUAAAAAUAUAGAUUUAAAAAAAGAGUUUGUUAACUUGCUAUUCUGUGGUCUUGUUGCCUGAAACUGUUCAUGUUUUGCUUUUCUUCGUAAAGAUGUAAAAAGUGCCCAUGUGUCAUAUAUAUAUAUAUAUACACACACACACACUCACACACUCGCACGUCUACACACACACACACAUGCACACACACACACACACGCAGACCUCACAGUUGACUUUACUUUGUUGUUGUGUAUGAGAGCCCCUGAGUGUGAGAGCCUCUACAGUCCAGUUUCCAUGUUCCUGCCCACCAGUCUUUACAUUACUGUUCACACGCUCUCUCUAUCAACACGUCACUCACACACACAGUUCUCACAUGAGCCAUUAUACCGAGAAUUCUGCAAAGCCUUAUCACAAGCCCUUACAUGAACACUCACACUCACAUUCUCUCCAAACACUCUCGCUUCAUCCUUUCGCUUUGACAAAUGUCAAGCCUUAUUUUAAGAUUUUCAUCUCUCUCAUUAUAACCUAAAUCAAGGACAAGUGUUUAGUUGAAGUUGCUACAGACUGGGAAGGGGCAUCGUUAUUUGCUGGUCAUGUAUGUGUCACCUCAAACAACAUGAAUGCGUUGCUUACAUGAGGUAAGUGAAGGGCAAGACUUUCCCACACAAGCCUCAAACCCUCCCCAGAUCCAGACAAAACAACGUUGAUAGUACAGAAUGAUUUUCAGCUGUUUGGUUUUGUUGUUUCUUCCAUUGACAGUUUCUUAUGGACAUGUACCAGUAUUGGUAAUUACACCAUUAUUACAGAAAUAUGUUUGCCCUGUUGUAAAUGUUGUGUAAUGUAGUGUAACUGGCCAAAACAGUGUUGAGAUGCCAAAGUAUUACGUCAAGAUUCUCAUAGUCAAUCCGUUUACAUGACACAAUGCUGUCUGUCCGUCAGUCUCAGUAUUCUGUAAAACUGCCCCGAUUCCCUUCCCUGGAAACCUAGUUUACGGUCUGCAAAACGCAGCACUAUUUUAUACAAAAACUCACCAGUCGCCUUAACCAGGGAGUGUUGUAUCGAAAGACUUGUCUAAUCGGAUCUAAACAUCUGUAUGUAAGUAGGUGGUGUUUGCCAAGUCUAAGUGUACUGUGUUGUACUGUACCUCCAGCUUCUCCAACUCUGGGUAAGCGUGUCACCAUUUUGUCCCACAACGCAGAGUAGAGAGGCAAAAUGGCCACCUUCUUAUUUAGUGUGGCUCUCAAACUGACAACCAAGGAAAAUAAAACAGUUUAUUGUUAUCCGUUUCAUCGUCUUUUUACAGAAUAACAAGGUUUAUUUGAAAUACCGAGCCAAAUGGAGGAGGGUUCGUAAAGUGCAGACAGGGGAAAUAAAACUAGAGACAGCAAAACAACAGUCUCAGCCAAGAGGCAGAGCCCUCUUACCAAUGCCAAACUUCAGUUGAGUCCAUAGCAUAUCAAAUUGACAUUUCCUAAAGCAGUAAUGAGUCAUUUUUAUUUAUUUGACCUUUAUUUAACUAGGCAAGUCAGUUAAGAACAAAUUCUUAUUUUCAAUGACGGCCAAGGAACAGUGGGUUAACUGCCUUGUUCAGGGGCAGAACGACAGAUUUGUACCUUGUCAGCUCGGGGGUUUGAACUUGCAACCUUUCGGUUACUAGCCCAACGCUCUAACCACUACCCUGCCGCCCCAAAUGCCAUAAAAACAGCUCUAACUACCUGCACAAAAGUAAUCAGGAUUGCCAAUAUGUCAUACGACACAGUGUUAAUAGAUCAUUUUGUCAUUAACGUGAGCUGAUCGUAGUCUCCUUAUAAGACAGCUGCCCAAUUAGGCCUCAGACCCUUCAGGAAUCCUCUCUGUGAGGAACAUCUUUGCACUCUAAAUACAUUAGGUAACAUAAACAGACAACAGAGUUACAUCAACUCACGGUGCAGCAUAAUGAGUUGCAGGCGUAGAGGCUUUGGUUUUCGGGUUCAUCCCUUAGCCAACUACUUAUACUUUGGGAGAUGGUAAUGUAUGGACAUGUGUGUGUUUUUACAAAACUUAAGCAUCCCCCAAUUCCCAAAUCUCUCACUCACACAUACACACACAGCGCGGGUUGGCACAGUGUAGUCUGAUUGAAGUUGCAGUCUGUUAGAUGUUUCUGAAAAAGCACAAGAGUGUCCUCCGCAGACAGACCGUUAGACAGGAAUGUCUGUUGAGUGCCUCACAUCUCGGGGGCUGUCAUCACCGAUGCUUGUUGUAAUCUUUCAAUCUUGUCACUGUUCCGUUCUCUGUUCUCUUACUUUCUUAAUUAUCUAAAGUGCUAUUUAUCAAACAAUUACAUUUUAAAGGAAAAAAACAACUUGUAGUUUCUUUGCAUUUUGGCUUAUUAUGUCUAGUUUUGGGGGGGAAAUGUUUGUUUUCUCUCUCUUUCUGUGCCGUAAAGAGCUUGUUGUCUGUAGAUUAAUAUAAUUUUGUUUGAUUCUAAAGGAUUUCAAUAGUUUUAAGUAUUGUCUUGAGAGAAGCCAAAGUCAGUGCAUUUCAGUGGAUUCUGUAAGCGUGAUGUAUGUUUGUUUGACAACACUUCGAAAUCUGUCAUUGGAUGGGAUUGGAAAAGUACAAAAAAUGCAGGCUUUCCUAUUUCUACAAAUGAUUGUACUUAUGCAUUUUGUACCAGUGAAACUUUUUAUACUGGAGAUUAAAGGAAACAAAAAAAACUAUUAGAAAAACAAACCUGUCUGGCCUCAUGAUGUGGCCUGACCUUUGUUGACUGGUUCCCCGAGUAUGAUUUAUAGCUGGCAUCAAGAACGUUGUCUUUUAAUAUACGAUUUUCUAGAAGAACUUUGGCUUGGUUUCUUUAAUUAAUUAACUCCUUAAUUUUCCUUACUUCAGUGUUGUUAUUUUCGCAAAGAGGGGUUAGGUGAGUGUUGGUUUCUUUUUGGCUUAUACAUGGUUAUAGCCAUUUGUCUAUACAAAAAAAAAAAAACGGUAAGUUUCAUUUAACUUCUGUAUUGUGACGUCUACAUGAUAAGACAAUUAGGAAUAUAAAUAUUUAGUCACCUUCAGUGGAUUAAUGUAUUAGUUUAAUAAAAAGAUAAACUAAUUAGAGGUUUUUGCUUUUAACUGUUGAGAUUUUUCUGGUUUCUCUGUCCCCUGUGAACUAACUGUGUAGCUGAAGCAGUCAGAAUUAUUUUUGUAAACGUAUGUUCUUGUGUGAUGCAGUUAUUUGCUUCUGUCUCCGAUAUUAAACCAUUUUUCCUAAUACUC
Molecule: messenger RNA, 6712 nt
Organism: Oncorhynchus mykiss (rainbow trout)
Lineage: Eukaryota; Metazoa; Chordata; Actinopteri; Salmoniformes; Salmonidae
Source: RefSeq, a predicted model, not a curated record